CCUAUACCAUAGAUUUUUGUAUCAUUUCCUUUGAAUCUUUGAUUGUUUCGAAGUGUAAUUUUUUUUUUUUCUUUUAAAAAAACCCUCAAUCCCCAAAUACACAUAUAGAGUUGCAUCUGUAGACUUGUCACCCGAGGCCUCACUCUCGACACAAAGAAAGAGGAGAAGAGAUUUCAAAAGAGAAAGCAAUGUUGAGAGCUGCUCAUCUCCCACCAGGUGUAUCUCCAGCUCUCGUUGCACUGAAACUAUCUUUGAUUCCCACUCUCAACCUCACAUCCCCUUCAAUCAUUCGCAAAUUCUCUUCAUUUCCUUCUCUACACGCAUUUCUCCCCAAAACAUUCCUACCUAGUUCACCUUAUCCUCUUUCUCUUGGCCUAAAGAGAUUCCCUCCCAUGGUGGCUCAGCCAUGUCCCAGAGCUUCAUUUAGUUCUGGGGGCAGCUCUGGAAGUGGUAGAGAAAUAUUGGUGCAGCACUUGCUUGUCAAGGAGGAUGACCUUAAGCUUCUAUUGGAGCUUCAGCAGAGGAUUUCUGGCGGAGUGGAUUUGAGUGAUCUGGCUGUAGAAUACUCAAUUUGUCCGUCCAAAGAAGAGGGUGGAAUGCUUGGAUGGGUGAGAAAGGGGCAAAUGGUACCAGAGUUUGAGGAGGCUGCAUUUAAUGCACCUUUAAACAAAGUUGUAAGGUGUAAAACAAAAUUUGGAUGGCACUUGUUGCAAGUUAUAUCUGAAAGGGAAGAAUCAUUACUUCAAGACAUUCAACCUGUGGAGCUUCAUGCAAAAAUGCAAGAUCCCAAUUUUUUUGAAGAGGUUCAGUUGAUUGAUGUUCGAGAACCUGAGGAAGUGGCUCAAGCGUCAUUGCCAGGUUUUCAGGUUCUUCCCCUCCAACAAUUUGGGAACUGGGGACCAGAAAUAACCACUAAAUUUGAUCCUGAGAAGGAUACUUAUCUUAUGUGUCACCAUGGCAUGCGGUCAUUACAGGUUGCCAAGUGGUUGCAGACACAGGGUUUUAAGCGAGUAUUCAACGUGUCUGGAGGAAUUCAUGCGUAUGCUACCAAGGCUGAUCCUUCAAUCCCCACUUACUAAAAUAUGAAGUUGCUCAUCUUUUUCAUCUUUAUUAUUUUUGAAUCACCAUGUAUGUAACCUACUGAAACUUGAAAGUUCCCAUAAAAUUUUCACAGCUCCUUGGGUAAUGGUCGAGUCUCGGUGAUGGAACAGUUCCAUUUUUGUUACUGAGUAAUGGUCUAACUCCUGCAGAAAAUUUGAUGAGGAUACAGUAGUUUUAAUCCCAGAUGGUGUUGGUUUUCCUUGAUUUUUCCUAUGGUAAGUUGUCACACUGCCAUAGAAUUGGCUGAUAGAGUUACAGUGACAAGAUGAAUUGCAGGUAAUUUUCUGGA
Molecule: messenger RNA, 1390 nt
Organism: Vitis riparia (riverbank grape)
Lineage: Eukaryota; Viridiplantae; Streptophyta; Magnoliopsida; Vitales; Vitaceae
Product: rhodanese-like/PpiC domain-containing protein 12, chloroplastic
Exons: 8
Coding region: 189-1079 (296 amino acids)
Molecular function (GO): peptidyl-prolyl cis-trans isomerase activity
Source: RefSeq, a predicted model, not a curated record